Molecule: messenger RNA, 1347 nt
Organism: Plutella xylostella (diamondback moth)
Lineage: Eukaryota; Metazoa; Arthropoda; Insecta; Lepidoptera; Plutellidae
Gene: Ctu2
Product: Cytosolic thiouridylase subunit 2
Biological process (GO): tRNA wobble position uridine thiolation
Cellular component (GO): cytosol
Molecular function (GO): sulfurtransferase activity; tRNA binding
Source: RefSeq, a predicted model, not a curated record
UGUAAUCAAUCAGCAUCUAUUUGUAGUUUAUAUAGAGAAUCUAUGGUUGCUAUCAUGUAGUCUGUGGUGAUUUUGACACAUGGAGUAUAAUCUGUAAGACCUGUUUUGAGGUUAUAUUUAUUUUAUGUCUUGCUGUUGCUGCUAUCGGAAUUAAAAUAAAGUAAAUUUGUUAAAGAAAACUAUGGAAUGCAAGAAGUGCAAAUGUAUAGGAACAGUUGUGUUAAGAAAAAAAGAUUAUUAUUGUAGCCAAUGUUUUAUUACAAAUGUGAAUCACAAAUUUCGUGCUAGUAUUGGAAAAAACAAAGUAUUUUCUUCCACAGAAAAAGUUUUAGUCGGUUUAUCAGGGGGACUGGGAUCAUCAGUUUUACUGGAUUUAGUACACGAUGGUGUUAAAUUAAAUACUCAUAAAAUUUUGAGAAUUAUUCCUGUUUGCCUUCACAUAACUGGUUUUACCAGUGAGGACAAAGACACUGAACUUUUAAACACUAUCAAGGAUAAAUGUACAAAAUAUGGGUUUGAUCUAUACACAGUUCAUAUUUCAAAUGAUUUUAAUGACAAUAUAGUUGUGCCCAUUAAUGGUGGUGUUGUUACUACAUCUCAAGAUGUAAUCAACAGAUUUAAUUCUAAAAAGACUAAAAUGUCUAAAACAGAAUGGAAUGAUUUCAUAGAAAAGAAAAAACAAAAACUUUACGUAAAGAUGGCCUGCAUACUACAGUGUUCAUGUGUCUUUACUGGAGAAACCACUACAACUUUAGCUUGCAACCUGCUGUCUAACAUUGGACUAGGCCGAGGGGCACAACUUCAUCAUGAUGUUGGAUUUUCGGAUACUAGACAUGAAACAGUGAAAGUACUGCGGCCCAUGAAAGAUAUAACUAAAGAGGAAUUAUCAAACUAUGCAGCUAUCAAGCUGAUAACAUGUCCACUUCCACAAGAAGAAAAUAAAAGCAAUAUGGACAGCCUGCAGUCACUUAUUAAUUCAUUUGUGGUUGAUCUACAGGAAAAUUAUUCUGCCACAAUAUCAACUGUUUGCAAAACAGCUGAAAAAAUUGGCUCUGCUGUUAAUGAAUGUGACAAAAGAUGUUUCCACUGUCAGAGUGACAUGAACAUCAAAGAAGACAAGUUAACGGCACAAGAAGCAACAAGUUUUUCCAAAGUUGUCUGCCUCAGUCAUCCCCAGCAACAAAAGAUGUUGGAACCUCAAUCCUUUAAUGAUACUGUGAAACAAUCUCUACCGCUAUAUUGCUAUUCUUGCAGUAGAAAUAAAGCAUUUUCUAUUAGUUAAUGUAAAUAAAUAAGUAGGUAUCUACUAUCUACACUAUUCUUAUGUUAUUAAAUAUAUUACCUACA